Molecule: messenger RNA, 453 nt
Organism: Salpingoeca rosetta
Lineage: Eukaryota; Choanoflagellata; Craspedida; Salpingoecidae
Exons: 5
Coding region: 82-453 (123 amino acids)
Molecular function (GO): RNA binding
Source: RefSeq, a predicted model, not a curated record
AAACAAAACAACGACAGUGACAGUUUGGUUGUGAGGAAGAGAAGAAGAGAGAACGUCGUUUCACACUGGCGUUGUCACUGGAUGAUGGGGCUGCUUGAGGUGCGCGGGGUGGCGCUGUACACGCCGCUGCAGCACCUGUACUCCGUAUUUGAACGGGUCGGGCCAGUGAAGCACAUUGAAGUCCAGCGGGAUCCGUCCACGCGGCUACGUACCGGCGUAUACCUUGUGGAGUUUUAUGAGUCCACGCACUCCGAUGUCGCUGUUGAGUAUCUGAACGGCUUUAUGCUUGACGACAGGCCACUGGAAGUUGCGCGGCACAUGCAGUCAUCAUCGCGCCGCAGUAGCCAUUAUGCCUGUGAUGACCGCCUCGACAGAAAGAGACACAGGAACAGCGCAAGAGAAGAUACGAUGAUCGCUUUUGACGCGCCAGUGAUGACACGUGUAAUAGAAUGA